Molecule: messenger RNA, 1214 nt
Organism: Varroa destructor (honeybee mite)
Lineage: Eukaryota; Metazoa; Arthropoda; Arachnida; Mesostigmata; Varroidae
Product: transcription factor BTF3 homolog 4-like
Source: RefSeq, a predicted model, not a curated record
CGGGCUUAUCACACAUACAGGCAUAUAUAUAUACACACACACAUACAUAUAUAUAUAUGUGUACAUACACAAGUGUUUUGCAAGAUUUGUAAAACAGAGAUACGAUAGUCCUGCCGCCAAAACAUCAUCGACAAUGCUUAGUUUUGAGUUGACUGGGUUGGUGAAUAUUCGUUGAAUUUUUAUUUCAUUGCAGAACGUAUAUUCGACGUGCAUUAUUAGCAUUAGCGAUAAUGGGUUGACUGCAAAUAUACCUCCUGGAAGUUGACUAUGUUUUUUAUGCCUAGCUAAUAGACUCUGUGGGAGGGAGCGCUCCCGUGUAACUUAUUCUUCUACCAGCGGCCAGCUUGCACAUCAACCACAUAUAGCUUUACAAUUAGCAGUAAUUCUUCAAGUAUAUGUAUGUAAUAUACACGUUUCGCUUUUGGGGCCACAGUUACAUUUUGUAUUAUUGGACUGGGCGUUCGCAACAAUAGGUCCUUGAAUCGGAAUGGCUGAAAGAGGCGCUUCCAAUGCAAUUUUCACGUGGUCCCUCUCCAGUUGUCCUUCUAGAAGAAGUCAUAUUUUUCUCGUGUACUCUCACAGCAGACAGCAAUUAGCUCCCACUUUUACCUACUACAGUAGGAUAAGCGUUGAGCAGGCGCAUGUAUGUUUACAUAAAAGUAAACAUACCAAUAACUUUUUGUGGACCAUGAAUCAGCAUAAGUUAAAUAAACUUGGGCCUGCGGUCCGGAUCGGCGGAAAGGGCGUACCCCGACGCAAGAAGAAGGUUGUUCACCGUACUGCCAAUAAUGAGGAGAAGAAGCUACUAAGUGCACUGAAAAAGCUUUCUGUGAACAACAUUCCCGGAAUCGAAGAGGUGAAUGUCAUCAAAGACGACGGUAGCGUCAUCCACUUUAACAAUCCAAAGGUUCAGGCGUCGUUAGCGCACAACACGUUUGCGAUUAUAGGACGAGGCGAGGAGCGCUGCAUUACCGAAAUGCUGCCGAACAUCUUGCCACAGCUUGGUCCUGAGUCACUUGUGCACCUCAAGGACCUCGCAACCGCGCAGAGCGGUAGCGAUAAGGACGUGAAAGACAAGCAGAUCAAGGAUGCUGAGGGUGAUGAUGACGUCCCCGAUCUCGUCGAUAACUUCGAUGAGCCCUCGAAGGCCGAGGCCGUUACAGCCUAAUGUGUGUAUGAAUGGUAUACAAUAAACAAUUUGUUACCAAAAACCC